UGUUUUCUACAGAUAAUUAUGUAAACACCUCGAUUUUACUUAUUUUUCAUAAAGUUUUUCUAUUGUUUAAGUUAUUAUUAUUUAUAUUUCUUUUAGACAAAAGUAACGAUGACUCAAAACAUCGUCGACGUGAGUCAACUAGUAGUACCGGUAGCUCUUCAAGUAGCUCUUCGAGUUCUUCUUCGAGUUCCUCCUCAAGCAGUGGACCAUCUUUUUAUGAAGAUAGUGAUGAUUCCCAAUUAUCAAGAGGAGAAGUCAAAAAUUAAUAAUAUACAUAGUUCAGACUCUGAAGAAGAAGGUGCCAGCACUAACUACAACUUCUCAAAAGACCAAGACUUGUUUAAUUUAAAUAAUAAUAUUGCUUCAGUUGACACCAUAGAGCAAGUUGACAUGUUAUUGGUAAGUAAUUCAGCAGAAAAUCGAGACAUAAUAGUUAACCAUACAAAUCAGAUAGAUCUGGUCGCAACAGAGAAUAAUUCGCUCGUAGUUGGGAAUGAUACCACUAUGCCAAUAGAGCCAACCACUUCCAACAUCACCCCAACUAAAGUAAAGAGUGAGCCAAUACACGUCAAUGAAAUGUGUUUCGAAGAUUUUUAUGAUUGGAAAAGUGUGUGUAAUCAAAAUAAUUUUAACUUAACAAAAGAUGAAGAUAACCAUGUAGUUAAACUACCAGAAGUAAGAGUAAUAAGAGUUAGUAAAGAUGAUACAAAUGCUAUAUUUUAUAAAAAUUCUUAUGCUGAAACGGACUUUAAAAAAGCCGUCGUUUUGAGAAAAAAGAGAAACAACAAUAUAGAAAUAAAAAAUCUCUAUAAUAAUAAACCCGGGUUAGCUGAACGAAAAAAAUCGGACCUAAUGGAUUUGAUUAAUAAGAAAUUAAUUCCCGGAGUUCAUAGGAGCUUUUACGAAUCGCUCUAA
Molecule: messenger RNA, 915 nt
Organism: Spodoptera littoralis (African cotton leafworm)
Lineage: Eukaryota; Metazoa; Arthropoda; Insecta; Lepidoptera; Noctuidae
Source: the annotation of a GenBank genome assembly